Messenger RNA from Nipponia nippon (crested ibis), 1728 nucleotides. NCBI's taxonomy places the organism in Eukaryota, Metazoa, Chordata, Aves, Pelecaniformes, Threskiornithidae. The record is from RefSeq and is a predicted model, not a curated record.
AUGACUAUGUCAGAAAACACAAGAGAUUUAGCAGAAAGGUCACCUACAUCAGACCUCAACAUGGCAUUGCAUGAGUGUAUGGCAGCUCUGGAUUUAUUUCUUAACAACAAGUUCUCGGAUGCUUUGGCUUCUUUACAAGCAAAAACUAAAGAUAGUAUGUAUCAUGCACUGACUUAUGCCACCAUAUUGGAAAUGCAAGCUAUGAUGACAUUUGAUCCUCAGGACAUACUGAAUGCAGGAAACACAAUGAAGGAAGCUCAAGCCACCUGUCAAAAAUUUAGGAAGAAAUCAACAGUAGCUGAUUCUAUCAACAACCUUGUGCAUAGACAAAGCCUUGAACACUUUACUGAAGAGGAAAUCCAUGCAGAAAUUUGCUAUGCUGAAUGUUUACUUCAGAGAGCAGCACUCACAUUCCUCCAGGAUGAGAAUAUGGUUAGCUUCAUAAAAGGAGGCAUCAAAGUCCGAAACAGUUACCAAACAUACAGGGAGCUGGACAGUCUCAUACAGUCUCCACAUUAUGUCAAAGGCGAGAACCAUCUUCAUUUUGAGGGAGGUGUAAAACUUGGAGUUGGAGCAUUUAAUCUGACAUUGUCCAUGUUUCCCGCACGGAUUCUGAGAUUACUGGAGUUUGUUGGAUUUUCUGGAAACAAGGAGCAUGGUCUGCUGCAGCUUCAAGAAGGAGCAUCAUCAUACAGCUUUAGGUCGGUGCUGUGUACCAUGCUGUUGCUUUGCUAUCAUACUUUCAUGACCUUUGUGUUAGGGACAGGAAAAGGAAAUGUUGAGGAGGCAGAAAGACUACUUAAGCCUUACUUGGCUCGCUAUCCAAAGGGAGCCAUAUUCCUGUUUUUUGCAGGCAGGAUAGAAACACUAAAGGGUAAUAUUGAUGCGGCAGUUAAUAGGUAUGAAGAAUGUUGCGAGGCUCAGCAAUACUGGAAGCAGUUUCAUCACAUGUGUUACUGGGAGCUCAUGUGGUGCUUCACCUACAAGCGCCAGUGGAAGAUGGCUUUCUUCUAUGCAGACCUGCUAAGCAAAGAAAACACUUGGUCAAAGGCUACGUAUAUUUACAUGAAAGCUGCUUAUCUCAGUAUGUUUGGACCAGAUGACUGCAGUCCUUUUGGAGACAGCGAAGUUGAAUUAUUUAGGAUUGUUCCCAGUUUGAAACUGAAAAUUGCAGGGAAAUCACUGCCUACAGAAAAGUUUGCAAUUCGGAAAGCUCGACGAUAUCUUUCUUCAAACCCCAUUUCUUUGCCUGUUCCAGCUUUGGAAAUGAUGUAUAUCUGGAAUGGCUAUGCUGUAAUUGGAAAAUGUCCCAACUUAACAGAAGGCAUGUUAGAGACUUUAAUUGAAGCAGAAGAAGCAUUGGCAAGAAGUUCAGCUACAGAAUUGCUAGCAGAUGACCAGUGCGUGAUAAAACUGUUAAAGGGUUUAUGCCUCAAGCAUUUGGGCAAGAUCUUAGAAGCAGAAGACCAUUUCAAUUACAUCUAUUUAAAUGAGAAGAAGAUAAAAUAUGACCAUUAUCUAAUUCCAAAUGCCUUGCUGGAGCUGGCGAUACUGUAUCUAGACCAGGAUAGAAGACAAGAAGCAAUAAAACUACUGGAAAGAGCAAAACAAAACUACAAGAAUUACUCCAUGGAAACAAGAACACAUUUCAGAAUUCAAGCUGCCCUGCACCAGGCCAAAUCCGCCCCAGAAAAUGGAAUGCACUCUGGAGCCUCGGCAGUGUCGUAA